AUGACCUUGGGUCUGCUUGGCAUGCGUAAGUCCAAGAGUUCGGUUUAUCACCCGGCUGGUAAUGGCCUUGUGGAACGUUUUAAUCAGACAUUUCUGAAGAUGCUACGGACACAUGUUGAUUCUGUCUAUGAUUGGCAACGACAUCUUGGCUCUAUGGUUUGGUACUACAAUACAAGUAUUCACUCUGCGACUAAAGCAUCACCGUUCUACUUGAUGUAUGGACGCUCCCCACCAGACCUAUGGUUCCCUGAUUUAGAAAGCACUGAGACGAGGUUCUUCGACCCCGACUCGUACGCCCGCUAUCUAAGUGCCACUCGUGCUAAGAUCCUCGACAAUGUGGAUGAAUGUGUCACUCAUGCUGCAUCUGUGUACAAGGCUACCUUCGAUUCUAAGUCUAAGCUGCGGUUAUUUAAACCAGGACUAAGG
Molecule: messenger RNA, 426 nt
Organism: Perkinsus marinus ATCC 50983
Lineage: Eukaryota; Perkinsozoa; Perkinsida; Perkinsidae
Product: retrovirus polyprotein, putative
Exons: 1
Biological process (GO): DNA integration
Molecular function (GO): nucleic acid binding
Source: RefSeq, a predicted model, not a curated record